AUGACCAUCUCACUUUCCAAUCGCGACUUCCGCACAACACUGCGACAGGCAGGCAAGCAUCCCGCGACAUUUGAUGAUGGCAAGUCAGAUAUCACAAACUACGCAACGUCGUCCUGGAGUCCUGCUCUAUGCCUACAAACAUACAUUGGGGCUUUCUUUCGGUUCCCCCCCCAACCCCUACCCAGGUCCCAAGUUCCCAAUAAUCCCAACCUCAAGGGCAUUGACUUCCACUUACAUCGUCAUAACCCAAGUCAAUUGACCCGAGCCACCGAUGGCGCCUAUCAAGCGUCGGGUGGCUCUUCCGACUCUGGUCGUUCCCGUCGAGUUAUCCGUACACUAGUUGUGAGCCUUGCACUCUCAACAAGUAUGCUCGAGGCUGUGGGAUGCAAGAUAAGAACCAACAACAAAACGAUUUUCUGCCGCUUUGUUGGUUCGAGUCGUCUGUACCUCGACCCUGGUCCCGCGCGGCCGACGAAGAUUGACAAGGAGAGGAGAAAAAAAAAGUCAACGUCCGGCGAAGGCGACGGAGGCGGUGGUGGCGGCGGAAAAACGGAGAUUCCUGUCGUUAUUCCUGCCGUUAAGGUUGGGAACAUGAACGGCACUCUGAACGGCAAGCGCCAAGCAUCGUCAAGUACCUACCUGCCUUGCCUUGAUGCUUGGGUGACUUCGUCGUUCCUGUCAAUCCUUUUCCUCAUUCACCUGCCUUUCUCCUUCCCUGCCUCACCUUGCUCACCUGCCGCGCCUGCCUCACCUGUGGUGAUCUGCGUAAGCUGUGGCAGGCGGGCAGGGCUGGACUUGGCUGCGUUUCGGAGAAAACUCCAUCGCUUUCCCAGCCUGCCACCAACAUCCAACCACAACACCAUCACAGACUUCAAAGCCACGGCCGAAACGCAAGCUCUCAAUCACAAUGUCGUCAAUACGCCAACGCUGGCGGCGCACCACUGUCACUCUUCAACGACGGAUGUGCCCGUCUACACGAUGCCCGCCCUUAGUACAGCCGAUAUCUGCAGAUCGGCCACUAGAGGCUUGUAUCUCUUCGAUGGCGUCUUGUGUUACCGUCACCCAUCCACCACCACGUUCCCGGCCCCCCCCAGCCACUCUGCACCCUUCCCAUGGCUUCUGGGAGCGCAAAUCGCGGGAAGCAUACAGGAAUCGUCUGUGCCUGGCCUGGCCCCGGCCUGUAGUCCCGGACGAGACUCGAGACUGAGAGUAAACGUCGUGGGAGCCGUGGGAGCGUACCUUAGUGCCGUGUCAAAAAUGUGUCGCGCUUGUUCGUCCGUCGUCCAAGAUCGCCAAAUGUUGCCCCAAUCCUCCCACACCCCACAUACGACUCCCGCCGAGGUCGAUGCCACCGUCUCGUUUCUGGCAGGGUUGCGCACACAAACAGUCAGGUACAUACCCAAGGUACUCCUCAAGGGUUCAACAAGUCUCCUAGCGUCCGCAAAACGCACAGUUCGCCUCAUCGACGUGAAUGUAACCCUCCACGUUGGAAACGCGGGCCCCUCGUUCAAAACAGAACGGAGCCGUCUCUACACCCGGGAAUACGCCGUAGACUUUGAGGCGUGCUGCGUGCAUAGCACUGUGAAGGUGGCGGUCUGGGAGUCGGAAAAGGCCCGACGGCGUGGCGGACUCGUCUCUCCCAACCAAACAAACUCUUCCUGUCAAGAUAAUGCAGCAACAAGCCGCCGCACCAGUAUUAACGCCAACGCCAACAGAUGGGAUGUCAGUUCUCGAGCCGAACCAUACCAGGCCAGACCAAGUCCCAAAUCGCUCAAGCUUCUAUUUCCAACGUGGUAUCCGUCGAGGACAGGGCAGAUGCAACCGCGAGAGUUCCGUCGCGCGAACGACCUCGAACAAAAACAGCCCCCAGAGCUCCAUCAGUCUGGCCGUCAGCCGUCCUACGGUCCUACGGCGGCGGAGGCGCUUACUAUCCUCGUCGUCGUCCUCAGCUUGAAUCAGCCUUCGACUCCACUCCCAGCCACUAGAGACCCUGUUUCCUGCUCAUAA
Molecule: messenger RNA, 2007 nt
Organism: Colletotrichum lupini
Lineage: Eukaryota; Fungi; Ascomycota; Sordariomycetes; Glomerellales; Glomerellaceae
Exons: 13
Coding region: 1-2007 (668 amino acids)
Source: RefSeq, a predicted model, not a curated record